Molecule: messenger RNA, 2590 nt
Organism: Punctularia strigosozonata HHB-11173 SS5
Lineage: Eukaryota; Fungi; Basidiomycota; Agaricomycetes; Corticiales; Punctulariaceae
Product: OPT oligopeptide transporter
Exons: 3
Coding region: 63-2357 (764 amino acids)
Biological process (GO): transmembrane transport
Molecular function (GO): oligopeptide transmembrane transporter activity
Source: RefSeq, a predicted model, not a curated record
AGCCUUUGCGCCCCGUCGUCUCCUCCCCCUUCCCGGUUAAACCCCCCGAGACCAGACUAGCCAUGUCUGCGUUCAACCGAGACGACGCUCACUCCGCCUCGUUCGACGAGAAGCUCGACGCCGAGAAGCAUGCCGUCAUUGACAGCGUCGGCAUCGCCGAGUUCGAGGACCCGAACGUCGACGAGGAUGCCCUCGCGCUCGAGGACGACUCCCCCUACCCCGAGGUCCGGUCCGCCGUGUCCAACACGGACGACCCCGAGAUGCCCGUCUCGACCCUCCGCGCCUGGGUCAUCGGUCUCGCCUGGGCGAUCCUCAUCCCCGGCCUGAACCAGUUCUUCUUCUUCCGCUACCCGUCGGUCAGCGUCGGUGGCCUCGUCGCCCAGCUGCUCUCCUUCCCCGUCGGUCGCGCCUGGGCCAAGUUCUUGCCCAAUGUCAAGAUCUUCGGCAUCUCGCUCAACCCUGGUCCAUUCACCGUUAAGGAACACGUGCUCAUCACCAUCAUGGCCGGUGUCGGUGCCGGUUCUGCCUACGCCACGGACAUCGUCGCCGUCCAGCGCGUGUACUACGGCCAGAUCUACAACUUCGGCUACCAGUGGAUGAUCGUCAUGUCCACCCAGCUCAUCGGCUUCUCCAUCGGCGGUAUCGCGCGUCGCUUCCUCGUCUCGCCCCCGUCCAUGAUCUGGCCUUCCAACCUCGUCCUCUGCGCGCUCUUCAACACCCUCCACUCGCAGGAGUACGCGGGCGUGGGCAACCGCGGCGGCAUGUCGCGCGAGAAGUUCUUCUUCCUCGCCUUCCUCGCCUCCGCGUGCUGGUACGUCCUCCCGGGCUACCUCUUCACCGCCCUCUCCGUCUUCAACUGGGUCUGCUGGAUCAAGCCGAACAACGUCCCGCUCAACCAGAUGUUCGGAUACUCGCACGGCAUGGGCAUGUCCCUCUUCACCUUCGACUGGGCCCAGAUCGCGUACAUCGGCUCGCCGCUCGCGACGCCCUGGUGGGCCGAGGCCAACAUCGCCGUCGGCUUCGUCGCCUUCUUCUGGGUCCUCACCCCGGCGCUGUACUACACCAACACCUGGUGGUCCGAGUACAUGCCCAUCUCCUCCCGCUCGUCGUACGACAACACCGGCGGCAAGUACAACGUCUCCAUGAUCCUCACCCCCGAGUCGACGCUCGACGAGGCCAAGUACAAGGCCUACUCGCCGCUCUUCAUCUCGACCACCUUCGCCAUCUCCUACGGCCUCUCCUUCGCGUCCAUCACCUCGACCGUCAUGCACGCCUUCCUCUACUUCCGCAAGCAGAUCUGGACCCAGGCCCGGCGCUCGCUCUCGGAGCAGCCCGACAUCCACGCCCGGCUCAUGUCGCGCUACCGCGAGGUGCCCGAGUGGUGGUACGCGAUCAUCUUCCUCGCCAUGUUCGUCUGCGGCGUCGUCUCGAUCGAGGUCUGGCCGACGCAGUUCCCCGUCUGGGCCUUCGUCCUCGCGCUCAUCAUCGCCUUCGUGUACAUCAUCCCCAUCGGCAUGAUCCAGGCCAUCACCAACCAGCAGAUCGGGCUGAACGUCAUCACCGAGCUCGUCAUCGGCUACGCCCUCCCCGGCCGGCCCGUCGCGAUGAUGAUGUUCAAGACGUGGGGGUACAUCACCAUGGCCCAGGCGCUCACCUUCGCGUCGGACAUGAAGCUCGGGCACUACAUGAAGAUCCCGCCGCGGUCGAUGUUCUGGGCGCAGACGGCGGCGACCGUCGUCGCGGGCACCGUCCAGCUCGGCGUCCAGGCCUGGAUGUUCACCAACAUCCCCGACAUGUGCUCCGACAGCCAGCCGGAUGGCUUCAUCUGCCCCUCGACCGAGGUCUUCGGCAGCGCGUCCAUCAUCUGGGGCGUCAUCGGCCCCCAGCGCCAGUUCUCGCAGGGCCAGGUCUACUACGCGCUCUCCUUCUUCUUCCUCAUCGGCGCGCUCUGCCCGCUCGUCGCCUGGCUCGUCUCCCGCCGGUGGCCCAACUCGUUCGUCAAGUACGUCAACUUCCCCGUCAUCUUCUCCGGCACGGGCGCGAUCCCGCCCGCGUCCGCGGUCAACUACGUGCCCUGGACGAUCGUCGGCUUCGUGUUCCAGUACGUCGUCCGCCGCCGCCACUUCGCGUGGUGGACCAAGUACAACUACGUGCUCUCGGCCGCGCUCGACUCGGGCGUCGCCGUCGCGACCGUCCUCAUCUUCUUCAUCCUCCAGUACCCGAAGAGCGGCACGAUCGGGCUCACGACCGUCCAGGCGUGGUGGGGCAACACCGUCUCGUACAACAACGCGGACGCGCUCGGCACGCCGAUGCGCGUCCUCGCCGAGGGCGAGACCUUCGGUCCUUCCACUUGGUAGACCGAAACGCGCGGAACUUUUUGGUUUUGUUUUUGCGUUUCCUCACGGUUCACGGUUCACCUUAGACGCCACGCGCACGAUGUGACGACGAUGACACAUGUAAAUAGCGGCUUCGACCCUAACACACAUAUAUCUAUGUAUGUCGGCAAGCCUUAGUUGUAGUGUACUCAACGAUGUAUCGAGUAUUAUAUACCCUCGGUCCACUGGUUUUAUCCACAUCUUUUCUUUCGCUC